CGAUAUACCUCCCUACCCCUAGGGGGCGUUGUUACAGCGCCCCGUUACUGUUCACAGCGAGGAAGAAUUUGCAUAAUGGCUGAAAGAAUAGUUGAUGCGCCUUCGUCUGUAAAGGCCGACGUUUGGGCACAUUUUGGUUUUAAAGUCAAUGAAAAAAGCCAAGGACUUGACAAAACAAAUGCAAUAUGCAAGUAUUGUAAUGGUGUAGUACGCUAUACUGGAAACACGACCAACUUGCGGGCUCACCUGCAGAGGCACCACGCUGACAAGCUAGAAGCACCAAAGACGCAGCAGAAACCUGUAGACCCGAAGCAAAUGACUUUGGACAACGCCACGUAUAAGUUUCCAUCUACCUCACCCCGUGCCAUCAGGAUUACCGACUCACUGGUGCGUUUUAUCUGCCUGGAUUUGCGUCCUUACUGCGUUGUUGAAAAUAGAGGAUUUCGGUACAUGGUAAAUACGCUGGAGCCACGUUACGUCAUCCCAACCCGUCGCUAUAUUACAGAUAUAGCUGUGCCGAAGAAGUACGAAGAAGUGAAAGAACGUGUCAAAACUUCGCUAAGUUCAGCUGCAAGAGUGGCCCUGACGUGUGAUGGGUGGACGUCUCGAGCCACAGAAUCAUAUGUGACGAUCACGUGUCAUUUCAUUACCGAGGACUGGGAGCUGAAGGCGUUCGUUUUACAAACGCGAGCCAUGCAUGAGAGCCAUACGGGGACCAACAUAGCGGAGUUACUGAAAACGGCGCUGGAUGAGUGGGGCAUAGCAGCCAAAGACCCAGCCAUCGUCACAGACAAUGCAGCUAACAUGACCAUCGCAGCUGAGCUAACUGGUAUGUUGCAUUUCAAGUGCUUUGCCCACACUCUUAACCUGGCAUCACAACGCGCACUGAAGCUUCCCAAUGUGGCCCGUUUGUUAGGACGAAUGAACGCCAGGACAUCUACAUGA
This is a messenger RNA of Fundulus heteroclitus (mummichog), 945 nucleotides long. RefSeq names its product zinc finger BED domain-containing protein 1-like. NCBI's taxonomy places the organism in Eukaryota, Metazoa, Chordata, Actinopteri, Cyprinodontiformes, Fundulidae. The coding region runs from base 76 to 945 and encodes 289 amino acids. The record is from RefSeq and is a predicted model, not a curated record. Gene Ontology annotation, molecular function: DNA binding. The transcript is spliced from 2 exons.